Linnemannia hyalina is the source of this 2136-nucleotide messenger RNA. The record is from the annotation of a GenBank genome assembly. NCBI's taxonomy places the organism in Eukaryota, Fungi, Mortierellomycota, Mortierellomycetes, Mortierellales, Mortierellaceae.
AUGCAGCACCAACAGUACUCUCACCACCAGGACAUGAACGGCAAUGGUCUCCCCCGUCGUCUGGAUUCUGCCUCAUACUCCCAUAACCAGCCUCAAUACCCAUCCCGCAACCAGAGCCAGCAUUAUCAAUCGGUUAAUGCUCAGGCAUAUAGUCUCCAUCAGCAACAGCACCAACAGCACCAACAGCAGCAGCAGCAGCAGCAACACUCGCUGCACGGUAUGACCGAGGAGGAGUUCGAGGAAAUGGAAGACCGCCGUCGGAUGCAGCAGCAAAUUCUGCGCGAUAAGUUGGCCGUGGCCGAUUCCAAGCGUCAGCCGGACCCCAACAUGACUGUGAAGAUGACGACGAGCACGGGCUUUGCGCUCGGAGCGUUUGACAUGUCCGAGUCGCUUGCUAUUGUUGAGGAUCUGCUUGACUACUUUGGCGAGGACGACCUCAAUGAGUUUGAAGACGGAGGAGAACGAUACAACGAGUCGCAGGUCAUCGAGGCAGAGCGCACUCACCAACAGCGUGAAUCCCUCGUGCGCCAUCUGUACGACUCGGAGGAAGACUACGUCCGUUCGCUACAGGACAUUUAUUCCUGCUACAAGAAGCCCCUCCUCGCCAACCUCAACGCCGCAGAGUCCUCUCGAAAGACGGGCAUCCUCGGCACCUCCUCGGGUGUCAAGGCUGUCGCUUCCAAGGAAGAGAUCGAUGCCCUCUUUGGAAACCUCGACCAGUUGAUCGAGUUUCACGAGAAUAUUCGCUCCCUACUGGAGGGGCGAUCCAAGAUCUGGGGCCCUACUCAAAUCAUGAGCGACCUCCUCCUCACCGUCAUUCCUCGGUUCAAAAUGUACAGCAAAUACUAUACCAACUUCAACGCCGCCUUAACCGUCCUCGACCGCAUCUCUAGGGCAGCACACUGGAAAAAGUUCAUCGACCAAUGCGCGGUAGAGAACCCUCCAGGAACACCCAGCCUUCACCUCAUGCUCACUUACCCUCUUAAGCGCCUCUCCAUUUACCGUGAUCUCGUCAACGCCAUCUGCCAAUCGACUCAGGCAACCCAUCCCGACCAUGCCAACUUGACGCGUGCCAUGGACAUGAUCAACUUGAUCGCGAGUGAGCUCAAGAACGAGCGCUUGAUGGCACAGGACCAAUUGGCGCUUUGGGACAUCCAGUCGAGCAUGGUUGGAUUGCCCGAGCCCAUUAUGAUCCCAUCAAGACGUUUGCUCCUCAGAGCAGACAUGCACAAGUGCGACUCUGCUCUUGCCCUUGAACCUAGGACAUACUACCUCAUGAACGAUGUCCUCCUGUAUUCACGCUUUGACCCCAAGAAGAACAUUCACACCUUCAAGGGAAUGUUUGACUUAGCAAGGACGCAGAUUAACAACCCAGAGGACAAUGUCACUCUGCCUCAGUUGCCCAACUGUGUUCAGAUCGCUAAUUCAGGACGCACGCAGAUGAUGCGGUGUCGAAGCCGUGAGGAGCGCAACUACUGGAUGGAGACCAUGCGACAGGCAGCAGAUAUUGUGACCAGGAGCUUGGACGAUCCCUCGACUCCACUCGGAGAUGUUCUCCCCUUGCGCAAGUAUGCCAACUCAAUUGCCUCGGACUCUUCGUCUUCGCUGGGCAACCAUACCGGCAUGACCUCGGGAUCGAUUAAUAGUGCCAACCGGCCCUUUACCGAUUCGCGGUCGAUCAACUCCAAGUCGAGCACAGAGUCGUCGACUUCCAAGCCUAGACGGCCCAACCCUCAGGCGGACUUUUAUGGAUGCUCAUUUGGUGUUGAUGUGACCCCUCCUUCGACCGAGGAUAACUACAGGCCUAGCCCAUUGGCAUUGAAUUCGGCCAUGUCCAAGAACUCUUCGUCCUCGUCGGUCUCGACUGGUGCCACUUCCCACUCCAACUCGACCGCGACCUCCAAGCCCACUCUAGGUGCCGUCCUAGCCGCCAUCCCUGUCGAGCAAUUGACACCGAAGCAGGCCAAGGCCAAGGCAGCAUUGGCGGCGGCGGUUGAGGCAAGAAGACAAGCACGUUUGAAACAGGAGGCCAAGAACGGUGGACCGGCCAAGUCUGAGAUGAACAAGAACAUCAGCUUGGACUUUUCUAGCAGUUUCAUCCCUGCCAAGGAGCGCAUUGCCAAGUUUGGCGCAUAA